This is a messenger RNA of Centruroides sculpturatus (bark scorpion), 441 nucleotides long. RefSeq names its product dihydropyrimidinase-like. Gene Ontology annotation, biological process: pyrimidine nucleobase catabolic process. The record is from RefSeq and is a predicted model, not a curated record. The transcript is spliced from 4 exons. NCBI's taxonomy places the organism in Eukaryota, Metazoa, Arthropoda, Arachnida, Scorpiones, Buthidae. The annotation marks the transcript as partial. Gene Ontology annotation, cellular component: cytosol. Gene Ontology annotation, molecular function: dihydropyrimidinase activity.
AAAUUACUGAUUUCAAAUGGUAUAAUUACAAAUGAUGAUGCUUCAUCUGAAGGAGAUAUCUAUAUAGAAAAUGGGAUUAUUGAAAAAAUUGGUAAGAAUCUAAAAGUGUCUUCAGAUACAAGAAUCAUAGAUGCCAAUGGAAAUUAUGUAAUUCCAGGGGGUAUUGAUCCUCAUACUCAUUUCCAGUUCCCAUUUAUGGGAUCAGUAACUAUUGAUGAUUUUUAUUCUGGAACACGAGCAGCAUUGGCAGGAGGCACUACUAUGAUUAUGGAUUUUGUAGCAGAGAAGGAUGCUUCUUUGUUGGAUAGCUACAAAAAAUGGAGAGGUUGGGCUGAUGACAAAGUUUGUUGUGAUUAUGGUCUUCAUGUUGCUGUUGCUUCAUGGUCAGACCAAGUUGCAAAGGAAAUGGAAAUACUAACUAAAGAGAAAGGUAUUUUGUAA